This is a messenger RNA of Capronia epimyces CBS 606.96, 645 nucleotides long. Its product is annotated as adenine phosphoribosyltransferase. Gene Ontology annotation, cellular component: cytoplasm. The record is from RefSeq and is a predicted model, not a curated record. Gene Ontology annotation, molecular function: adenine binding; adenine phosphoribosyltransferase activity; AMP binding. NCBI's taxonomy places the organism in Eukaryota, Fungi, Ascomycota, Eurotiomycetes, Chaetothyriales, Herpotrichiellaceae. Bases 1 to 645 code for a protein of 214 amino acids. The transcript is spliced from 3 exons. Gene Ontology annotation, biological process: adenine salvage; AMP salvage.
AUGACUCUCACAGGAGAUACUUCUGACAGCCAUGGCGCCUCGAGACCAGAGUCCGAUGCCACCACCUCCACCUCCCAACUCCCCGGUUCUGAAGCGCUGCAGGAAUUGAGAGUCCGGCUGAAGUCUGGUCUAAGAAUAUAUCCAGAUUUUCCAAAGAAAGGCAUUUUGUUCGAAGAUAUCCUCCCGCUCCUUUCUUCCCACACGCUCCACCAAGACCUUAUCCGAGCGUACGAGCUACUCAUCCUUGAGGCCUUUGGCCCCCAGAAUACUCCCGAUGUGAUCGUUGGCCUGGACGCAAGAGGUUUCCUCUUUGGCCCGACGCUCGCCUUACGACUUGGAGCCGGUUUUGUCCCGGUCAGAAAAGCUGGCAAGCUUCCUGGCAAGAUUGAAACAGCGCAGUUCGAGAAAGAAUACGGCACGGAUACCUUCGCCAUGCAGAGCGAUGCGAUCGUGCCGGGCCAGAAAGUUCUUGUUGUCGACGACCUUAUCGCCACUGGCGGGUCGGCUUCAGCAGCCGGCACUCUGGUGGAAAAAUGUGGAGGAGUAUUACUCGGUUACGCUUUUGUCAUCGAGCUUACCUUCCUCAAAGGUCGGGACAAACUCAAAGCUCCCGUGUAUACGUUGCUGGAAAGUCAAUCGGAAUAG